Sorex fumeus (smoky shrew) is the source of this 1913-nucleotide messenger RNA. RefSeq names its product beta-ureidopropionase 1 (gene UPB1). The record is from RefSeq and is a predicted model, not a curated record. The transcript is spliced from 10 exons. Bases 63 to 1217 code for a protein of 384 amino acids. Gene Ontology annotation, molecular function: beta-ureidopropionase activity. Lineage: Eukaryota; Metazoa; Chordata; Mammalia; Eulipotyphla; Soricidae.
AGCGGUGGUGCAAAGGGCAGGUAUUUGGGGUCUGGACGAGGGCGCGCUUGCGAACUCUCGCCAUGGCCGGGUCAGAAUGGGAGUCGCUGGAGCAGUGCUUGGAAAAGCACCUGCCGGCCUCAGACUUGCAGGAGGUGAAGCGCAUUCUCUAUGGCAAGGAGACCAGGAAGCUGGAGCUGCCCAGCGGGGCUGUCGAAGCCGCCUUGGAAGGAAGCUUUGAGCUGCAGGGAUACGCGUUUGAGGCCGCAGAAGAGCAACUGAGGCGCCCUCGAACUGUGCGCGUGGGACUCAUCCAGAACAAAAUCCCCCUUCCCGCCGAUGCCCCGGUGGCAAAGCAGGUUGCUGCCCUUCACAAACGUAUCGAGGCCAUGGUUGAGGUGGCUGCAAUGUGUGGUGUCAACAUCAUCUGCUUCCAGGAGGCAUGGACCAUGCCCUUUGCUUUCUGUACAAGAGAGAAGCUGCCUUGGACAGAAUUUGCCGAGUCAGCAGAGGAUGGGCCCACCACCAGAUUCUGCCAGAAGCUGGCCAAGAAGCAUAACAUGGUGGUGGUGUCCCCCAUUCUGGAACGAGACAGCGAGCACGGGGAUGUUCUGUGGAAUACAGCCGUGGUGAUCUCCAACUCGGGAGCAGUGCUCGGGAAGACCAGGAAAAACCACAUCCCCCGUGUGGGCGAUUUCAACGAGUCCACCUACUACAUGGAAGGAACCCUGGGCCACCCCGUGUUCCAGACCCAGUUCGGGAGGAUCGCAGUGAACAUUUGCUACGGGCGACACCAUCCCCUCAACUGGCUCCUGUACAGCAUCAACGGGGCUGAGAUCAUUUUCAACCCUUCGGCCACCAUCGGAGCACUCAGCGAGUCCCUGUGGCCCAUUGAGGCGAGAAACGCGGCGAUUGCCAAUCACUGCUUCACCUGCGCCAUCAACCGCGUGGGGGAGGAGCACUUCCCGAAUGAGUUCACCUCGGGAGAUGGGAAGAAAGCUCACCAGGACUUUGGCUACUUUUACGGCUCGAGCUACGUAGCCGGCCCUGACAGCAGCCGCACCCCCGGGCUGCCCCGUAACCGUGACGGGCUGCUGGUCGCCGAGCUCAACCUCAACCUCUGCCGGCAGAUGAGUGACAUCUGGAACUUCAAGAUGACGGGCAGAUAUGAGAUGUACGCCCGGGAGCUUGCGGAAGCUGUCAAACCCAACUACGUCCCCAACAUCGUGAAGGAGUAGCGGCAGGCUCCGGCCCACCCCGAGGCCCCUACCUGCAAGUGCAAAGGCUUCACACGCCCUAUCCUCCCUCAGGACGCCCUGAGCGCCCCAGGCUGUGCAGACCCCUCUCAGCACCCCCGCAGGAGAGCAUUGGACCUCCCUCUGCCCGCCCCCCCCCCAUCCCUGGUGUCACAGCUCAUCCUAGAGUGACUGAUGCAGAGGUUUGGGGGGCAGAUAGAGAGGAGAGGGGCACCCAACACAGAAUACAUUAGCUGCCAGUCAUCGGUUUUAUGUGGUGAGGAUUUUAACUUCUAGUAUGGGCUUGGUUGGCAUUAGGAGUCUCAGAGUCCCAUGCUGAAGCUUCUGACUGCCCAGGCUUGCAGACUCAGCAAGGAGAGGGCGGGGCCGGAGUAUGUGGGCAUAGGAGGGUGAGGUGGAACCCCAAGCCACUGGCCCCAUGGAUGACUGGGGGGAAUGGGGUGCGGGCAGGGCAGAUUUCCACUUACUGGGCCCGUUAUCCAAUCAGACUAAUCCAGGUACAGCUGUGAAGGCAUUUUGUAGACGUGAUUAAACCCGAUUUUGUCCAUGUGAUUAAACUCCUAACAAUUUAACUAACAAAUGAGAUUAUGCCAGCUAAUCUGGGGAGGCUGAUUCAGUCCAGGGAAAGGUCAUAAAAGCAGAGCUGAGGCUUCCCCAAUAAACAAGAAAUUCUGCACA